This is a messenger RNA of Amorphotheca resinae ATCC 22711, 1527 nucleotides long. RefSeq lists its product as hypothetical. The coding region runs from base 46 to 1149 and encodes 367 amino acids. The transcript has 5 exons. NCBI's taxonomy places the organism in Eukaryota, Fungi, Ascomycota, Leotiomycetes, Helotiales, Amorphothecaceae. The record is from RefSeq and is a predicted model, not a curated record.
UACCACUCUUUCGCGAGGAGACAGCUUCUGGAGACCACAGCAACAAUGGCUACCGCGGCCCCAUCAUCAGGUUCCGUGCCCAACCGAGGUCCGUCCCUCAUGGCUCUGAUGUGGGUGUGCACCGUCGUGUCGAGCAUCACCAUCGUUCUGAGAUUCGUCUUCCGUGCUCGGAAAGCCAUCAUUGGCUGGGAUGAUCUCUUCAUGCUCGUGGCGCUGCUGUGCUUCUACGGAUGGACCAUCUCCCUCACGCUCCUCUGUCUGAAAGGAGGGGAAAAGCAUAUCAAGGAUGUCAUGCCUCUGGGUCCGGAUGUCAUCGCCGAAGUUCAAUUGCUCAAUUGGACUGCGCAGGUCUUUGGCAUCAUUGGCGUCGCUGCGGGCAAAGUGUCCGUCUCAGCACUGAUACUGGCGAUUAUGCAAAACACCCACCGCGUGUGGCAGAAGGUGUAUCUGUGGGUCUUUUGCAUGGUGCUGGUGUGCAUGGUCUGUAUAUCCUGCUCGGUGCUCACGUUCGCGCAAUGCAGACCUGCAGCGGCGUUGUGGGAUACCAGGAUCAAAGGCCAUUGCAUAAAGCCAUCCAUAAUGGCCGACUUUGGGACAUUCACGGGGGCUUAUAAUACCUUCGUUGACGCAAGUCUGGCCUUGAUCCCCUCGACUAUCUUCUGGAGCUUGAAGAUCGGGUUCCAGGAGAAGGCCACCCUGUGCAUCGUGUUUGCUCUCAACAUCCUGACCGCCAUCUGCUCCGGCAUCAAGACGUCCUACCUCUCCCAACUCGCCAACCGGUCCGACUUCACCUGGGCCACCUACGACAUCUUCGCAUGGGUGACGGCCGAAUUCUUCCUCAUCACCGUCUGCGGCUCCAUCCCCACCCUGAAACCCAUCCUGAACUUCUUCCGCGGCCGUCACGGAUCCCGGUAUUGGCGAAGCUCGUACACGCGCCACACCGGCGACUCGAUGCCCGUAUCCGACGAAGUGCAACUGCAUAGCUUCCGCCGAGACGGCGUCAAGAGCCAGGCCACCGUCUCGAACUCGGAGACCGCGACGAGGAAAUCAGACGGCGAUGCUGCUGAUAUCAGAGUCGAGAAGUCUUAUCGAGUUCGCAUCGAGAAGAAUGAUAGUCAACAGGAACUUAAUCGUGAAGAGAGUGGCUAGAGAUUUUCAGACUUUGCCCUCGCUCUUGACCCGGGCUUCCGGUGCAAGUACGAAGGCUUCAUUCCCUCGCAGCUGGCCUCUCUUGAAUCUCAAGAGUUCAAGAUCCGCACAGCCCAAUUUCCGCAACACACCACCGACGAAAGAAGGCCAUCCAUCCAUGGCUCUUACACAUUGCUGUCAUAAUAACGGCGCAGCACCAAUAUCCUCGCUGCAGCCCCCAAGCUUCAAAUCUUAGCGUUUGUUUCAUCCCGCAACGCUUCAAGACCCCAUCCUCCAACAUCUAAAUAAAGAAGUAAUCCUAGCUGCGGCUUCCCCACGAGCUUUAAGGAGAGAGACUGAGAGAGACAGAGAGAGAGAGAGAGAGAGAGAGAGAGAGAG